AUGAGCGACAUUCUCAGUGAGAAGACGACUUCGGACGUUAGCAGCGAUGCCACCACAUCGUCCCAGCGAUUUCAGGACCAACUGGAGUCUGUUCUGAAGAAGCUGAAGACCGAUCCAGGCAGUAUCACGGCGGAAGAGGCUCGCAUUCUGACUGAGAACGUCGCUAAGCCUGACGACAGAGCGGGACCCAGUCACGAUCAGGCUCCUCAUCGUUCCCUGCUGAUGGCCGCCAAGGACCUGCAUGCCGCUGUGGACGGCAGCUCUGAGGAAGCAACUACCGAGAUACUUCGUGUUGCUCAGAGCAUUGUUAGUAGCCGUCGGUCAUACCAACGCCCCCACCCCGAAGUCGAGGCUGAGCUCCAGGAGGAAAUCGCUAAGAUCGAACACAAAAUCGCGCAAGGCACUGUCAACAAGACUGAGGCUGACCGUCUCCGUUCCCUCGAAGCUCGUGCCCAUGGUCAUACCGAGAAAGGGGGUAUCGCCGCUGCAGCUCAGUCUGUCGUAGCUAAACGUGAGCGUCAACUGUCACUGAGCAGCUGUUCUGGAUCCGUUUCGAGUCCCAUCUAUGGGCGAUCCCGUGCCAACAGCAGGAACUUCACAUCGCCUCAGCAGCAAUUCUGUCAAGAGAGGUUGAACGAGUUUCACCAUGCAGAUAUGGCUAUCAGGCCCAAGACCGAGGCAGAAAUUGCAACCAAAUCAGGGACCGACAAACCACACACUCUCGAAGUUCGUGCUAACGGCGGCACUGCAAAGAGCGACACUUCAGCAAUGCGUGGAUCGGUCGCCAGCAGCAGACGUUCUCGUGCCAAUAGCAAGAGCAUUACCUCACCUGGAGAGCAAUUUCGCCAUACCAAGGAUGAGAACCGAUGCGACACGGAGGCGUUUAUCAGGCCCAAGACAGAGAAGGGCACCGUUAGCCAUACUGAUACCGACACUCUUCACUCCCGCGACACGCGCUCUCUUGGCCACAUUGGGACUCGCAGUCUUAGUGCCACUGCGCAGUCAUUCAUCUCGCGUAGAGCACAAGAGUCUCUCGGUAACGUUUCCAACUCUUCUGGGACGGAGCACCGCAAAGAACAUUCCCAACUCGACAAGGAUCUCCAAGAGGGUGAUGAGGAGUUGGACAACAGCAAAAGUGAAGCCUACAAGAAGCAUCUCGUAAACACGGGCCAUGACUGUGUCAAUGAGAGCGAUGACCUUCAGCUAGAAGACGGCGAGAUCUGUCCCCGUUGCGGCUACACCAACUGA
Messenger RNA from Alternaria alternata, 1248 nucleotides. RefSeq lists its product as hypothetical. NCBI's taxonomy places the organism in Eukaryota, Fungi, Ascomycota, Dothideomycetes, Pleosporales, Pleosporaceae. The transcript is spliced from 3 exons. The record is from RefSeq and is a predicted model, not a curated record. The coding region runs from base 1 to 1248 and encodes 415 amino acids.